GCUAGCGGAAGUAAAGCAAAUUGAACAAGGAGCAGCUAUUCACGAAAUUCGGUCCUUCAUGAAUCGUAUAAAAUCUUUCAUUUUCCCUCCCUUAAAUGGCCUUAAUCUUUUCUGAUACAAAUCAGAACUUGAUUCUAGAUCUAGAUCCAAAAACGAAAGGACUUUAAAUAGAUAACAGUUCUACAACUUAGAGGAACUAAUCACAUUCUGACUGUCCAUAGACAGCACUGUAAACAAAAAAAAUUGAAAUGAAACAUCAGAAAUUCUUCAAAUUGAGAUAAGAAAAGAUGUCUAUUUGAAGUAUUUGCGUGUUAAUUUAUUUGAUGAAGAAUAUAUCCAAAUGUAAUUAUUGUAAAUUAUGAUUGAAUAAUCACCUCGAUAACAUACAAAGGCUCUAGAUCUCUAUUCUACAUGUCGAAUUUUGAACAAAUAUCAGUCAGCACAUACAGAGAUCCAACUGUUUAUAACAAAGUAUUCAAACACUUUGCAUUUUUAUACUUUUUACAAGGGGUUCCAAUCGGAUUCCAAACUCGUUUUCUUCCCAUUUAUUUUAGAAAACGUGGCAUAUCACUUGUAGGUUUAUGGAUGCUGAAGCUUUUGACCGUCACUUGGGUUUUAAAACCUCUAAUUGCUUAUUACAUAUUGGAGCAAUCAAUCAAAAAGCGAUUUUUCAUGCACACCAGUUACGUUGUUUUGUGCGUGAUAUUUUUAAUAGCAUCACAGCUUCCCAUGGUUAAUUACACUGACUUUAUAGGCAUCAUGUUUCUAGUGAAUUUGACGACAUCAUUACAAGACGUAACUUUGGACAGUGUCUUAAUCGAGCUGGUCACCUCAGCACAAAUGUCCAAUGCCAACGUUGCCCAGAAUAUAUUCGGCAAAGUGGGAUCCAUGUUCUCUGGAAUCACAUUCUCUUUGCUGUCGGAUGUCGUGGGUUUGAGUCCACUAUUUUAUGUAUUAAUCUUGCUUUACUUUUGGGGUUUUAUCGUGGCCAUUAACAUAAUGGGGACGCCUCCUGUGACACCUCAGUUAAGUUCCAUCGCCCCCAACGACGAUAGAGACUUAGACGACGAAGAACUAGAACCUCCUCGUGUGUCACUCAAAUUAAAAAGAUCGAGUCACUUUCACAACACACAAUGUGGACUCUCUAAUAUAUGGCAUGUUGACGGUACUCCAUGGGGAAUUAUUUUUUUAUUGUCAUACAAAAUUGGCGAGUUAGGGACAGCAAGCAAUUUGCCAAUAUAUUUGAUCGAUAUUGGCUACUCACCUUCACAAGUUGGACUCUUGACAACAAUCAUAGGUGAACUUUUUGGUAUGGUUGGGAGUAUGACAAGCGAAGUAUUUUAUCAUCAACCUUUGUUGAAAGUUCUCCAAAUUCUGUUGGCCGCACGUACUGUGAUUGCGGCUCUGAUGUGGUUGCUAGUCGUCACUUGGGAUAAAAGCUCAUCUUUUUACGAUGACAGAGGAAGAAAAAGGAGGAAAAUCGCACCAGAUGGAGUUGACAUUGAAGACAGACUUGAAUCUCUUAUCACCAGAGUUGGAGAAAGGAGUACUUCUUCAUUGGAAAGUAAUCUGGAGGGAUUAGCCAGUGUUCUAGAAGCAGAUAUUCCUAAUUAUAAACAUCAGAUCAUGAAAAUUUUGUGUCAAUGUGUAGUCAAUUUACCAGAGAAAUUAACAGUGUAUACUACACUUGUUGGACUACUCAAUGCUAAGAACUACAAUUGUGGUGGAGAAUUUGUAGAGAUGCUUGUGCGAAACCUGAAAGAAGCUCUGAAAACUGGAGAAUUUGAGAAUGCAAGAAUGAUGGUUCGUUUCUUAUCAGAUCUGGUAAAUUGUCAUGUUUUGGUAGCUACAUCCCUCUUACAAAUGUUUGAUAGCUUUGUAGAAGUUACCCUGGAAGAUAAUAUUCCACAGGUGCGGUCUGAUAUUUACGUGUACUUGGUCUUGUCUUCACUGCCAUGGGUCGGCAGAGAGCUGUUUGAGAAGAAAGAAAGUGAUUUAAAUAGUAUGCUGGUCACCAUUGAAAAUUAUUUAAGUAAAAGACAAAAAAUUCAUUUACCAGCUUUGCGAGUUUGGCUCAACGAUGGCCCUCAUUUACAAGAAGAGUACCUUGACUGCUUGUGGGCCCAGAUAAAAAAUUUGAGGAAUAACAAGUGGAUUGAGAAGCAAAUACUCCGACCUUAUUUGGCGUUUGAUGGAGUCCUGUGUGAUGCUCUUCAGCACACACUUCCACAAAUCAUUCCUCCAUCUCACAACAAAUCAAUGGUGUAUCCUCUCCCAAGAGUUGUUUUUAGACUCUUUGACUACACUGAUGUACCCCAAGGCCCAGUGUUGCCUGGAAGUCAUGCCAUUGAGAGAUAUCUGAUUGAAGAGCAAAUUAACAGAAUUAUCCAUACUCACCAUCUGGAGAGAAAAGACUGUGCUGCUGCUCUAUUAGAGUAUCCAGCUAAGGCAAAGAUCCCUUUGAAUUACAUGAUAGUGGAGGUGAUGUUUGGACAACUGUUUGAACUGCCAAGACCUCCGUAUAUUGAGAUUUUUUACGGUUCCACAUUUAUUGAGCUUUGUAAGAACCAGCCAACAUCAAUGCCAGAAGUUCUUGCACAAGCUUCUGAAAUGCUGUUUGAUCGCUUAGACUCCAUGCAUUCAAUAUGUAUUGAAAGAUUUGUUCAUUGGUUUUCUUAUCAUUUGAGCAACUUUCAAUAUAAAUGGAGUUGGGAGGACUGGGUGGAGUGUGUGGCUAUGGAUCCCAAUGCACCUAAGUCCAAGUUUGUUAGAGAGGUGCUGCUCAAGUGUUUAAGGUUUUCUUAUUAUCAGAGAGUUGUUGAAUCUGUACCAGAAUCCUUUGCAGCCCUACUACCACCAGAACCUAAACCUAUCUACAAGUAUGAACAAGAAGGUGCAGGUUCACUGCCUGGCACCAUGCACGCUCACAAAUUAAUGAGUGCUAUAAAAAGCAAAUGCACCCCAGAAGAGGCAGCUGUGCUUUUAAAAGACUUGCCAAAUGUUUACCCAAAUGGUCAAGAGAAUGAGAACUCCUCCUUCAACCCCCUGAAGAUUGAUGUGUUCUUUUCAACUCUUCUUCACUUGGGUUCCAAGUCUAUUAGUCACUCUUUUGCUGCAUUGGCCAAAUUUCACCCCAAUUUAAAGUCAUUGGCAGAGUUCGACGAUGGAAAAAUUUGUCUCUUAAAAGUUUUGUAUGAAACAUGGAAGAAUAAUCAACAAAUGAUGGUAGUUCUGGUGGAUAAAUUGUUGCGAACUGAAGUUGUGGAGUGCUCUUCUGUUGCUAACUGGCUAUUCUCAUUUGAAAUGCAACAUGACUUUACAAGCUUUUAUGUGUGGGAAAUAAUGCAUAGUACUAUUAAGAAAAUGAGCCGCCAUGUUGACCAACUGCAGCAAGAGGUGGACAGUGCUCAUGAUAAACAAGAGGCUGCAAAAAGAAAGGAAGCUGAUGGAUUAGAAGUUGGUGAUGAUGAUAUUCCAAGUGAUGAAGCUAUUGAACGCAUGGAAGAGAAAUUAGAGGCAGCUACCAGUGCUCAAAAAAAUCUUUUCCUUGUCAUCUUUCAGAGAUUUAUCAUUGUAUUAACUGAACAUCUUGCACGCUGUGAAUCAGCUGGUGUUGACUACAACACACCUUGGUACAAAUGGGUCAUAGAAAGGCUCCAACAAGUUUUUCUGAUGCACCAUGAACUUGUCUUUCGUUACAUCAACACAUUGGAACAGCUCUUAUUCACAAGUGACAUAGAUAUUCACAUUCUGGAAGUAUUCCAACAGUUUUGUGCUUUGAGAUCUUAAGCUGUUUCAUUCUCAACUAAAUCAAAUGUUCAUUAAAUGGCUUUGUUCUCAUUUUUCUGUUACAGUGCUUUGUUUAUUUUAACAUUAUUUCAUGUAAAUAAAAACCAUUACCGGUAGUGACUUUUAUAGCUACAUGUAGCCCAAGUCUGCUGUUGGUAAUUUUUACAUGCUACAUUCAGUUUCAUGACAUAUUUUAGUGGAAACAAUUGUAUUUGAUUCUAAAUGGUUUGUUUUUAUACUUGUAGGAUGAAACUAAUUUUUCAUUCUGUACUAUAAGAAACAUUGUGUUUGUUUCUUUUCUCUACAGAGAAUGACUCAUCUUGAUGUAACUAAAACUUAAAUUUGAAACAACUGUUUUAGGCUGUAUUGUUCAGUUUUUAUCAUUGUUAAGAAAAGAAAAUUGUUAAAGCCUCUGUCAUUAAUUUCAAUGUGACUUACAAAUACAAUUUUUUGAACUGUUA
Biomphalaria glabrata is the source of this 4250-nucleotide messenger RNA. RefSeq names its product nuclear cap-binding protein subunit 1-like. NCBI's taxonomy places the organism in Eukaryota, Metazoa, Mollusca, Gastropoda, Planorbidae. Gene Ontology annotation, biological process: mRNA export from nucleus; nuclear-transcribed mRNA catabolic process, nonsense-mediated decay. The transcript is spliced from 26 exons. Gene Ontology annotation, molecular function: RNA cap binding; protein binding; mRNA binding. Gene Ontology annotation, cellular component: nuclear cap binding complex; nucleus. The record is from RefSeq and is a predicted model, not a curated record. Bases 412 to 3789 code for a protein of 1125 amino acids.